Messenger RNA from Oenanthe melanoleuca, 543 nucleotides. Its product is annotated as ras-responsive element-binding protein 1-like. The annotation marks the transcript as partial. Gene Ontology annotation, molecular function: DNA-binding transcription activator activity, RNA polymerase II-specific; RNA polymerase II cis-regulatory region sequence-specific DNA binding. Gene Ontology annotation, biological process: regulation of transcription by RNA polymerase II. Gene Ontology annotation, cellular component: nucleus. The transcript has 4 exons. The record is from RefSeq and is a predicted model, not a curated record. Lineage: Eukaryota; Metazoa; Chordata; Aves; Passeriformes; Muscicapidae.
GAAACAAAAGAAGAGAAGUCUUCCUAUACCUGUCCUCUGUGUGAAAAGAUUUGCACUACACAGCACCAGCUAACUAUGCACAUUCGUCAGCAUAACACUGACACUGGAGGGACAGACCAUUCCUGCAGCAUCUGUGGAAAGUCUCUGAGCUCAGCGAGCUCCCUUGAUCGCCACAUGCUGGUGCACUCAGGUGAAAGGCCUUAUAAAUGUUCAGUAUGUGGACAGUCCUUCACCACCAAUGGAAACAUGCACAGGCACAUGAAGAUUCAUGAGAAGGAUCCGAACAGCACAGCGAGCACCACUCCCCCCUCGCCGCUGAAGCGCAGGCGAUUGUCUUCGAAACGCAAGUUCAGUCACGAUGCUGAGCUGGACAGAGAGGAGAGGACACCCGCAAAAAAGGUUCUCGAGGAUGGCCAUUCUGGUGAAGGGGAUAAGAGGGCUGACGAUGAAGUUUAUCAUUGUCCAGUGUGUUUCAAAGACUUUGUUUGCAAAUAUGGGCUGGAGUCCCACAUGGAGACACAUCCAGAUAAUUCAUUGAGGUAA